AUGGAUUACAGUUUGGAUUCCUACCUUUUUGCAGCCAUCCGAGGAGCUGAUAUAUCCUUAUCCCUCAGUACCAGUUCUUCCGUGGAUUUCGACGGAGAGCCUCUGAAUUUUGGGGAGAAUAACACAUUUGCAGUUCCUAUCAAUAAGAUGAUUUCUGCAUGUAGUGGCAGCCUGGAGAAAGCUCACAUGGGCGAAAAAUCUUCUCUAUUAUUUGUACCAGCACCUUUUAAUAAACUCUCGUCAACCACGGGUUUUCUAUAUGACCUGAACGAGAAACCUGCCGACUUAAGGAACAAUGCUGAUCCCACAGCCCAGCCUGCUUUAUUGACCAUGAUGCAUUCUGGUGCUGCACAUGUUUUCCAUGAAAUUAUACCAGAUAAGGGUAAUCACGUUAUGUGUGUGGCCAGCAAGUCAUCCUUGGCCACUUCUAGUGCCGAACAAAGCAUAAGGGGCUAUUGUUAUACUCCAACGGUGGCCAUGGCUCGGAGGGCAACCUUGGCCAGAUUUUUAGAGAAGCGCGUGCAUCGAUUGACACGUACAAAGACAUCAAAUCUUAUCAGAAAAUCACCAGAUGCAACUACUUCUCCAGCAUGGAAUCUAAAUAUGAAGUGCAGCAAGAAGAAGAACAAUAUCAUCAGAUAA
Fraxinus pennsylvanica is the source of this 642-nucleotide messenger RNA. NCBI's taxonomy places the organism in Eukaryota, Viridiplantae, Streptophyta, Magnoliopsida, Lamiales, Oleaceae. The record is from the annotation of a GenBank genome assembly.